Nematocida homosporus is the source of this 906-nucleotide messenger RNA. RefSeq names its product serine/threonine-protein phosphatase 2A catalytic subunit. The transcript has a single exon. Bases 1 to 906 code for a protein of 301 amino acids. Gene Ontology annotation, biological process: peptidyl-serine dephosphorylation; mitotic cell cycle. The record is from RefSeq and is a predicted model, not a curated record. Gene Ontology annotation, cellular component: cytosol. NCBI's taxonomy places the organism in Eukaryota, Fungi, Microsporidia. Gene Ontology annotation, molecular function: protein serine/threonine phosphatase activity.
AUGCUUGAUAAGUGGAUAGCGCAAUUAAUGGACUGUAAUCCUUUGUCUGAAAGUGAAGUAAAAGACUUAUGUACAAUGGCUAUUGCUGUGUUUCAAAAAGAGAAAACUUUAAUUUCUCUUAAAGCUCCAAUUACUAUCUGUGGUGACGUUCAUGGCCAAUUUUUUGAUUUGAUUGAACUAUUUAAGAUAGGAGGAUUUCCUCCUGAAACUCCUUAUCUCUUUAUGGGUGAUUAUGUAGAUAGGGGAUAUAAUUCUGUUGAGACUUUAAGUCUUUUACUAUGUUUAAAGGUUAAGCAUCCUGAAUCAGUAGGUAUGUUAAGGGGUAACCAUGAGAGUAGGCAGAUAACUCAAGUUUAUGGCUUUUAUGAUGAGUGCUUUCGUAAGUAUGGCUCAGCUAAUGUUUGGAAGUAUUUUACUGAUCUUUUUGAUUAUUUACCUUUGGCGGCUGUAGUUAAUGAUGACGUAUUUUGUUUACAUGGGGGGUUAAGUCCGGCUUUGAAUACGUUAGAUGAGAUUAGGGAUAUUAAUCGGGUGCAGGAAGUACCUCAUGAAGGAGGGAUGUGUGAUUUGUUAUGGAGUGAUCCUGAGGAGAGGAAAGGUUGGGGGGCAUCACCACGUGGGGCUGGUUAUACUUUUGGUGAAGAUAUUACUGAGCAGUUUACUAAACGGAAUGGUUUGAAAAUGAUAUGUCGGGCCCAUCAGUUAGUGAUGAAUGGACAUAAUUGGAAUCAUCAUAAGGGGGUAGUAACUGUAUUUUCAGCUCCUAAUUAUUGUUAUCGUUGUGGGAAUUUAGCCUCUUUACUGGAAAUGGAUGAACAUGGUGGGUACCAAUUUGCCCAAUUUGAAUCAUCACCCGAUCAAAUUCAAGAUAGAACUGUGCAAAAAGUGCCUAAUUACUUUAUGUAA